UAGAGCCAGAGGGGGUGAGGAACUGCGGACUGAGUGACUAGAGACUAGUGAGUGUGGCACCCAGCAAAAUGGAGACUCAGAAGGCUCUCAGGUUUGUGGGUGUAGGAGGGACUUCAGCUGGGUCUGCAAGCAAGGCAAUCUGCAAGUGUGGAGAAGGGUAUGAAUGUGAAAUUUCCACCGUCGAUGCAGGCAAGGCUUAUUACAAAUGUGGUGAUAACUGCACCUGUUGCUGUAUCCUAGAGGGGACUCCGGAAGAGAAAGCAAAGCAGCUAGAGGAGUGCAGUGGAGGCCAGGUGUACUGCAAGUGCGACGAAGGGUAUACUUGUGUUAUCACCAAGACUGCAGCUCCUGAUGCUGUCAAGACUGUCUUUGAAUGUGGUCAAGGUUGUGUCUGCACAGCCUAGCCCUAAUCAAACCUUCCAAAAUUGGUUCUUCUCAAGUCAUGUAAUAAAUAAUAAUAAUAGUGUGCUUGUGUGUUUGUGUAAUUAGACCUUGCAUCCAUUUCUUAGAUGCUCUGUCUAAUGAUGGAAGGAUUGGUUAACGCAUGAUGUAAUUAAUCCUUAAUGAUGGA
This is a messenger RNA of Tripterygium wilfordii, 571 nucleotides long. RefSeq lists its product as uncharacterized. The coding region runs from base 69 to 404 and encodes 111 amino acids. Lineage: Eukaryota; Viridiplantae; Streptophyta; Magnoliopsida; Celastrales; Celastraceae. The transcript has 3 exons. The record is from RefSeq and is a predicted model, not a curated record.